This is a messenger RNA of Osmia bicornis bicornis, 3696 nucleotides long. RefSeq names its product alpha/beta hydrolase domain-containing protein 17B. The record is from RefSeq and is a predicted model, not a curated record. Gene Ontology annotation, biological process: protein depalmitoylation. The transcript has 3 exons. NCBI's taxonomy places the organism in Eukaryota, Metazoa, Arthropoda, Insecta, Hymenoptera, Megachilidae. Gene Ontology annotation, molecular function: palmitoyl-(protein) hydrolase activity. Gene Ontology annotation, cellular component: plasma membrane; endosome membrane. Bases 362 to 1222 code for a protein of 286 amino acids.
UACCGAAUCGUCCCGUUGCUUUUAAAUCUUUCACCAAUGGCGAUCACUGAAUAGAAGAAGACCAAUAUAGUAUCUAUCCUUUUCGUUUCACCUGAAUACAAUGAAAGUGCGCAACGUUCAGUGGGUGGGAGCAUUGUGCGCGAGCGAGAGGGAGAAGGAGGGAUAGAAAUCAUCCGUCUCGUAAGCCGUCAUGGCUGAAUCAUUGUGAGGGACUCUUUCACGAGAACGAUAACAAAUGACAUUGUGAUUCUAAUUAAUAGGCGCGAAAAUCACUAGUACAUGGAACUAUUUAUAAACCGUAUCCCAAUGUGGAAUGUGCUGAACAGCGUUCUCGCGUGUGCGUAACUCCCCCCGUGAAACGAUGAACGGGUUAAGUUUUAGUGAAUUCUGUUGCUUAUUUUGCUGUCCACCCUGCCCGUCCAGAAUCGCAGCUAAACUAGCGUUUCUACCGCCCGAGCCUACGUACACCUUCAUCGAGGAUGAGGGUUCAAAAUUCACGAUAUCCCUGUCGGAGAGAGCCGAGUGGCAAUAUACGGAAAGGGAGAAGGAAUCGGUGGAAGGUUUUUACGCAAGAACGUCACGAGGAAACCGAAUAGCAUGUUUGUUCGUGCGAUGCUCGGCCACCGCACGUUUCACCAUAUUAUUCUCUCAUGGAAAUGCAGUUGAUCUUGGACAGAUGUCCAGCUUCUAUCUGGGACUUGGAUCGAGGAUAAACUGUAACAUAUUUAGUUACGAUUAUUCGGGUUACGGGGUUUCCGGUGGUAAACCUUCGGAAAAGAACCUUUAUGCGGAUAUAGACGCUGCAUGGCAUGCUCUGAGAACGCGUUAUGGCAUUAGUCCAGAAAAUAUUAUUCUUUAUGGCCAAAGCAUCGGGACUGUGCCCACGGUCGAUCUGGCCGCGCGCUACGAGGUUGGCGCAGUUGUUCUGCACUCGCCUUUAAUGUCCGGAAUGCGUGUCGCUUUCCCCAAUACCAAGAGAACCUGGUUUUUCGAUGCUUUCCCAAGUAUAGAUAAGGUACCCAAAGUAACAUCCCCUGUUCUGGUGAUCCACGGCACUGAGGAUGAAAUAAUAAACUUUAGUCAUGGUUUGGCAAUAUAUGAAAGGUGCCCGAGAGCAGUAGAGCCAUUGUGGGUGGAGGGUGCUGGCCACAAUGAUGUGGAGCUGUACAAUCAGUACUUGGAGAGAUUGAAACAGUUUGUGAGUGUGGAGCUGGUAAACUGACGGCGACUGAGCCUCUCCCAGACUCAGGGAGGGCAGGGAGGGCACACUCAUGUGAGCAGUCAAGGGCAUACUACUUCGAACAAUUCCAACACCAUCAGUUCUAUCUCCACCAGCUCACAAACAGAGAAGCUUGUCUAGCAGUCGCCUCCCACAGGGGAGAAGGCACCUGUCCUCCCCUGUGACGAAGAAUCAUCAGUCGCGUCGAUAGACGAUGGAUUCUUCUUUCGCGAUCAGAGUCAGAAAGUUCACCGCAAUGAAUCUUUAAAGGAAAUAUGUUCUGAAGACGAUGAGUCGAGUUUAGAUAGUAAUUCGAAGAAGGCUAUUCAACAGGACGAGAAGCAGAAGGAACUUGGUAUAAGUAUUCAGGACAAGAAACAUAGUAAAACAAUAUUAGAGGGUCGCAAUUUCCGAUUAAAUCAUAUUGGUCAGGUUGCAAAGAAACAUAUACCUUUGCCUAAGAAUUUGAAGAAUCCUUUUAGUAAGAGUCAGAAGAAUAUUGUUCAUAGAACUUUGAAGAAUUCCUUUGGUCAAGGUCAUAAGAAAAUUGAUACACAGGUGUCUCAUACGACUUUAGUGGAUAUUCAAGUUGAAGACUGCCGUCAGUACACCCUCGGAGAGAAAUCGUUCUCCUCAUUUUCCAUUACCUCUAGUGAUAAUAAAGAUGUUUCAGACUGCAAAAGCGUUCAUAGACAGCUCAAAGCGGAAAAGAAGUCUCCCAUAAAUCAGUUUAAGUACAGUAGUAUAGAAUCAGCGUUGGAAUCAGAAUGCAAGAAUAAAAAACAUUGCUGCAAUAAAGAGACACUUGGAAAAGAAGAGACAGAGUCUACUGCGGAGUCUACUAAGAAGUUUCUAUGGGGUAGUAAGGGUAACAAAUUUAAGGAUCAAACAAAGACCGAUUCAAUGGAGAAGAAAUUGAAAGCUAAGAAAUUGAUCUGCAGUCCUUUGAAAAAAUUCGGGCGGUCAUCUCUGACAAUCGAGCCAGAUAAAAUAAUGAUAAAUCUGCCAAAGUGUUCUCCGUGUGCUUGUAGAUUGGCUGCUAGCUCAAAGAUUCUAUCCAACGAUACUGGUUUGUUUUCACGAUUCACUUCAAGUCCUCACCAUGUUGUACGUUCAAGGAGUCCGUCUCAUAUGGAUGUGCAGACGGACGUUUCGAAGUCAUCGGAGAAGACGAUGCCAGCUAAUGUAUUCUCAAACAUGCAACAAUUUCAAAAAGCGCGUCACGCGCCUAGGAGCAGAAGCGUGGGUGAACUGUGCCACAUUGUCAACAAGUGAAGAAUGAAAUGGAGAAAUCAACUGUAGACUUAGUGUUGCUAAUCAACACGAGUUGCCGUUCCAAUAUCUCUUCCACGUAACUGCUUUGAGAGAAGAAACUGUUAGAUUUAUAAGCAUGAUCGUGCUAGUGAGAGACUGUGCACACAAAUAUAUGACGAAGAUGAUUAUACAGGAUGUUUCCGAUCAGGUGGCACAUAUAGGGUGCAUUUACAUGAAAAAAUAAGUAACCAGUGAAGAGAGACUUCUUUUUCGUAAGAGACUUGAUUUUUCAAUAAAUUUAAAAUACAGCGCCUUUGCGUGGUUCACCAAGAGCGGCAUGGCGGUCUUUUUAAAAAACAAAUUUUGACGAAUCUUUAACGAUGAUUUAUUUAAAAAUGAAAUCUCCUAUAAAAAAAAUGGACAUUUACAUUUCUGAUUUAUUUUUUCAUGUAAACUCAUCCAUCCAGUAAUGCCAAAGGUCGGAAAGACCUCGAAUUUCUAGAGAUACGAGAUAAUAUGUAUAUCUGUGCAUAAAUAUUCUUAUUACACAUGCACAUGUUGCAAAAAUCCCAUUACCGCAGUUUAAACUGCGAGAUAUUGUUGCGACAAAUACUGUCGAGUAUUAUUAUUAUUUUUUAUGAUCAUUCUGUCACCAUCGAUGCUACCAUUAACUGUAGCUAGUGUGGGACAAGAAAGUUCCUCGCUGAACCUAUGCUUCUUAAUUAAAAAGAACAAAAAAAAAACAGUUUUAUAAAAUCACCAAUUGUCGUUUACUUUAUGCACUUAGAUUGAUUUUCCAUGAAAGGGAGCAGGAAUGAGAGACGUAUGCAUUGUGUGUGUUUUCUAAAUUAGGUUCAGCGAUGUUUUUAUAAGCAAAGCGUUGUCAGAGCCAGUGUUGUACUGGUAAAGAGAAUGUUUAUUUGUUUUUCUUUUUUUAUAUUGAAGGCCUGUGCAGCGAACAAUGGGAAAUCUUCCAAGGUAGAAAAGAAUUCUUCUUAAAGUGUGAUUGAGAGACCUCUAUGAAAUUUACAAAUGGACAAUGGUGGUCUUGUUAACAACAAUAAGAAAUGCAACUAGAUAGGGACAAUAUUACUGCCAAACUUGAUUAUGAAUUAGUUUAUUUCUAAGGAGGCGAGUCGUUCGGAGGACCUUGUCUAUAGGUAUGUUUCUUGUUAGUAUUUUUAUAUCUCGAUAAAUGUAAAUACAGUACAAUUAAACUUAAA